UCACCAAAAUGGUGCAGAGGUGAAGGAGGGAGCCGGGAGGAAGGGGAAGAGGUGGCGGCUCGGCCUGGGCGCUGCGGGGACAGGUGCUGGGGGUGAGGCUGCAGCUUGGGAGCUCGCGGUGCGUUUGAAGAGAGGCUGCUGGCCUCUGUGCCUCAGUUUCCCUUUUGUUCAGCGCUGUUCCCCUCACGGCAGUGUGCUGUGGUGAUGGGCUCUGCACAAGUGCCACAUGCUUGUGACCACCAGUAGAUGACCAGCACAAGGCCAGCUGAAGCCGCUGGGCUUUGCCCCAUGGGUCUCCUCCCAUCUCCCAGUGUUGGAUUGAGGAGCGGUGGCUGCAGCUCAUCCCUGCCAGGAGCAGAAGAUGCAGGAGGCUGCAUAGCAGGUUUCUGAGCAGCUGCUGACCUCUCAGCCCUGCUGGAUCUGGCCACACGUGACGGUACCAUGAACUGAGCACGGAGCCGCACCAAACUCUUUUUUUUUUUUUUUUGUUUUGGCUUUUUUUGGGUUUGUUUUCCGGCCGAGAGAAAAAAAGCCCCCCACGCUCUUUAAUGAAAGCAUUCUAAAGCGGGGUUGCUGCUCCCCUCCCCUGAGCCGAAGCGGUGCCGGCUGUGGCGAGGAUUUCCCGAGAAGAUGGGGAGGAAAAAGAUCCAGAUCCAGCGGAUCACGGACGAGCGCAACCGCCAGGUGACCUUCACCAAGCGCAAGUUCGGCUUGAUGAAGAAAGCCUACGAGCUGAGCGUCCUGUGCGACUGCGAGAUCGCCCUCAUCAUCUUCAACCACUCCAACAAGCUGUUCCAGUAUGCCAGCACCGACAUGGACAAGGUGCUGCUCAAGUACACCGAGUACAACGAGCCCCACGAGAGCCGGACCAACGCCGACAUCAUCGAGACGUUAAGAAAGAAAGGUUUUAACGGCUGUGACAGCCCAGAGCCCGACGGCGACGACUCCAUAGACCAGAGCCCCUUGAUGGAGGAUAAAUACCGCAAAGGCAGCGAGGAUCUGGAUAUCCUGUUCAAGAGAUAUGGUUCCACAGUGCCCGCUCCGAACUUCGCCAUGCCCGUGACGGUGCCGGUGACCAACCAGAACACGCUGCAGUUCAGCAACCCGGGCAGCUCGCUGGUGACCCAGUCCCUCGUCACCUCCUCGCUGACAGACCCCCGGCUCCUGUCCCCGCAGCAGCCGGCCUUGCAGAGGAACACGGUGUCCCCAGGGCUGCCCCAGCGGCCAGCCAGUGCAGGGGCGAUGCUUGGGGGAGACCUGAACAACACGAAUGGAGCCUGCCCGAGCCCCGUGGGGCUGGCCGGAUCCAUGCUGGGUGGACAUGGCAAUGACAGCAGCAGUGACAGCCCAAGGCCACCCAUCUUUGGGGGAAACGGCUACGUGAGUGCCAGGGCCUCUCCGGGUCUCCUCCCCGUGUCCAACGGCAGCAGCCUGGGCAAGAUCAUCCCGGCCAAGUCGCCGCCGCCGCCGUCGCACGGCGCGCAGCUGGCGGCCAACAGCCGCAAGCCCGACCUGCGCGUCAUCACCUCGCAGGGGGGAAAGGGGCUCAUGCACCACCUGACCGAGGACCACCUGGCUCUGCAGAACACACAGCGGCUGGGUGUCUCCCAAGCAACUCACUCUCUGACCACACCAGUUGUUUCUGUGGCCACUCCGAGUUUGCUGACACAGGGGCUGCCCUUCUCAGCCAUGCCCACAGCAUACAACACAGAUUAUCAGCUGACAAGCGCUGAGCUCUCCUCGCUGCCGGCCUUCAGCUCACCUGGAGGGCUGUCCCUUGGCAACAUCUCUGCCUGGCAGCAGCAGCAGCAGCAGCAACAGCAGCAGCAGCAGCAGCAGCAGCAACAGCAGCAGCAGCAGCAGCAACAACAGCAGCAGCAGCAGCAGCAGCCGCAGCAGCAGCCGCAGCAGCAGCACCUGGUCCCGGUGUCACUAGGAAACUUAAUACAAGGGAGCCACUUAUCCCACACCACCACUUUGACUGUCAACACCAACCCCAACAUCAGCAUCAAGUCCGAGCCCGUCUCGCCCAACCGGGAGAGGAACACUGCCACCCCGCUCAGCACCUUCCCCCACCAGCCCCGGCAUGAGCCCACCGGCCGCUCGCCCGUCGACAGCCUCAGCAGCAACACCAGCUCCUACGAGGGCAGCAGCGAGCGGGACGACCCCGCCCGCCCCGAUUUUGGCUCCUCCCUGGGCCUCCUUCGACCCGGCAGCGAGCCCGAGGGGGAGAGCCCCUCCGUAAAGCGCAUGCGGUUGGAUACCUGGGUCACAUAACGGGGUCCCCGCCAUCCCUGGGAGCUCCUGGAGGGGCUGGGAAGGGAGGGGGAGGGUGAAACGGGUGAUGGGGAUGGGGCUGGGGGUGGUGGUGGUGGUGGUUGGGGGGGGGGAAUUAUCAUAAACUGCCUGAGAAAUAGCUUUAGGAUUUUGUAGGCAUUCAUUCUAGCGCAGCAGGCGACGCAUGCAGCACAAACGGCGCUGGGGAGCGGCCCGGGGUGUGGGGAUGGGGGGCUGGAGUGGGGUAGUGUCCUCACCAAAACCAGCAGCCCCUAGGGAUGCUCCACACUGGCCAGUAGGACCCUCCUGGGGAGUGGGAAUGCAGCCCUGAGGCAGAGCAGCUGCGGCAGGAUGGGAGGCAGAGCACCCCAAAAUGCUCCUUCCUGGCCAUUCCCCUGGGUCCCUGUGCAGGGAGGGGCAGGUCAGACAUGAGCCAGCUCUCUGGGAGCUCAAAGGGCUUUGCUAGGCACAGGUUUUCCUCCAGAAGGGUUUUCCUAAACCAGGAAAGGGAGGUGGAGAGCAGCUCGGGGAUGCAGCCACAUCCACAGCCUGUUUGGGGCUCCUGGAAUUGGGAAGCUGCAUCAGGAGUAAGAGGCAGAUUUUUAAGGCUCAAUCCCGUUUGCAUGACAAGUGGAUGCAGACAUCCUUCCUCCCUGAGCAGGGAACUCCACUGUUCCUGACCAGGGUCACUGGAACACUGGAGUUCUCUUUCCCUCACCUCCACCUGGGCACAGCAGGUGUGUGGAGAGGAGAUCUUAGUGCUGGUUUUGAGAGCAAGUUGUGGAUUUUACCAAACAAAGUCCAUCAAAGCAUUUUAGAAAUGGGUUCCCAUUGCACAUGGGCCGAAGCUUUAAAUGAGGAAAUUGGGAAGAAAUGUAUUUUUUUACUGAAAGAUGCAACUGAAGUCAUGAUCCCAAUGAGAUUUUGCCUGGAGGUUUCUAGGCCUCAAAAGGCAACAGUGAGCUGUGCAGAAAAUCUCCUUGAGCCUUGAGCAGUGAUUUAGUGGAAGGGAAGAGGAAAUACCGAGGAAUUUCCUCAUGUUGCCACUUGCUCUGGCAGUUUCCCAGGGAUGGCUGUUGGUGCCCUGAUCCCAAAAAUGCAUCAACCUGCUCGUGGCUGGAGGGUUUGGAGGAGAAGGGGCCGUUCCUGGCUGGCACAGCCAUUAGGGAUGGGCUUUCUCCCUGCAGGUGCUCGUGCUGGUCCCCCAGUCCCUCCCAGCCUGCUGCCCUGUCCCCCUGUGCAGGGCCACCCCAGCCCCACUCAGCCCUGGGCUCGCAGUCCCAAACUGGCACAAAACCUGCCCGGGUGCCACCUUUGCCAGCUGGAGCUUGGCCAGCCUUGGGGGGCUGUGGAGGAGCUGCCUGGGGUUCAGCUCAACCCUGAGACAGAGCAAAGGGAGAGGAGCUGAGUCAGGGUGGGGUUUAUGCCCCUCCUGGAUCCCUCUGCUGGGUGAGCUCAGCCUUGGGAUGGCAUAAAAACGUCCCAGGAUGAGGGGUUUUACAAACUUUUCCCAACCAAGCAUUUAUCACAAAGUUUCUAAUUGGAAGAAAAAAAAAAAACAAGAAAAAAAAAAGUGCUGAUGAGUAUUGUGCAAUGAAUGGGGAGUGGUUGGAGGAGGAGAGGAAACCCUUCAGGAGCUGGGUGAAAAUCAGGAGCUGGUUUUGUGUGGACACCUGGUGAAGGGGUCAGGGUGGGUGCUCAGCAGUGCUGGCAUUCUGGGUACCCUCACCACCAUCCCUGCUCGUGGAUCAAGGCACGGAGAGAUGUGCCAGAUCAAACCCCCCCCUCCAGACCUCGAAAGACCAAAUUCCUGCCACAAAGGCUUUUCCACCCAAACGACAGCUUUACCCUUUUCCAACCAUACAUUUGGAAUUCCCUCUCCUGCUCCCGUGCUCCGGGAAGGCUUUGGGUGGGCAAGAGGAGGAAAUCCCUGGCAGGUUUUGUGCAGUUGAACCCCCCCGUGUCCCCUCCCAAGCCAACCCAGCGGGUGCCAGGGACAGGCUCGGCUCUCACCUCCGGAAUGUCGGCGUCGGAAGCGGAUCUGCCUCCCUCCCUCCCUCCCUCAUCCCUGCCAGUCCUUGGGGAAGCAGGAGAGAUGCUGUGGACCGUGGUCUUCCUCGCCACGCCGGACGUACCUGGACGCGCACCUGAGCUCUUUGCACGGCCUUGCUUUGGAAAUUAGGCGGGAUAAUGACGUCUCAUCGCUCUCGUUUUAUUGUAUUUUUAUUUUCUUCUUCUUCUUCUUCACGAAAAACAAAGUCAACCCAACGGACCGGGGUCUGCCCCAGCGGGAGCAGCGUGGCAGCAGGGCCCAGCAGAGCCUCCAGAGACCCCGGGAGGAGGUGACAGCAGAGACCCCCCGGCACUCGACGCCGUCGGUGCGGAGCAACCGUCAGGAGUGGGGGGAAAAAAAACCAAAAAAACCCCCAUUUUUGCUCAUUAACUUCACGCCCUGACUCCCAAUUUCACUCUUCUGCCUGGAAGCUGAGAGGCUGGAAACCACAAAACGCAAGAGACAAAAAACUCUGGGUUAGGCAGAUGCAGGUUCAGAUCUGCCUGGCGGGGAAGGCGCCGGAGCGGAGCUGCGGCCGCGGCACUCGACGAUCCCUGGGCUGGUGCCAGGGGCAGGUACAGCCCUGGGCUGGUGCCAGGGGCAGGUACAGCCCUGGGCUGGUGCCAGGGGCAGGUACAGCCCUGGGCUGGUGCUCUGGGCUGGUGGCACGGGCAGGAGCAGCUCUGAGCUGGUACCAGGGGUCGGUACAGCUCUGAGCUGGUGCUCUGGGCUGGUGGCACAGGCAGGUACAGCUCUGAGCUGGUGCCAGGGGCAGGGACAGCUCUGAGCUGGUGCCAUGGUCAGGUACAGCUCUGAGCUGGUACCAAGGGCACGUACAGCUCUGAGCUGGUGGCACAGGCAGGUACAGCUCUGGGCUGGUGCCAAGGGCACGUACAGCUCUGAGCUGGUGCCAGGGGCAGGGACAGCCCUGGGCUGGUGCCAGGGGCAGGGACAGCUCUGAGCUGGUGCCAGGGGCAGGUACAGCCCUGGGCUGGUGCCACGGCUCAUGGGGAGGUGGGAGUGCCCGGGUCAGACACGGCGUUGGCUUCACGUCGCAGUGAAAGGGGUUUGGGGGCUGUUUGUCGGGGUCUUUGUUGGGGGCUUGGGGUUAUUUUAUUAUUAUAUUCUAUUUUUUUUUUUUUUGUUGUCUGGGUCAUUAUCCUUUAUUUCCCCCUCCAGACUGUAGUAUCUGGUAAACUCCUCCUAAUUUUCAAAAGACAACGAGAAGAAUGACAAUCUAAGAAACCAACACCCUCCUUUGUGCUUCUAUAAAUAUGUUUCUGAUCUAAUUUUAUUUCUCGUGCUCAUCUGUACUGUUGACAGUUACAAUUGUGUAUAAUUUUUUUUUUUAAUUUGGAAUUUUUGCGUUGUAUAGGGUUUAGUUUUAAAAUAUAUAUAUAUUUUCCAUUUUUUAAAAAGGGGUGUUGCAAAAAAAAAUUGCACGAUUUAAAUGACAAUAGUUAAAAUGCUGCAGUUUUUAGAGAUGUGGAAGCAAAAUGGAGCUUAUUUAUUCUCAAAGGCUAUAAAGGUGUAAAAUGCAUGAAGAAAAAAAAAACAUUUACAAAAAAAAAAAAGACAAAAAAAGUGUAACCUGAACAAAGUGUAGCGUUAAAGAUUUUAAAGGAUGACAACAACAAGAAAAAAAGAAAAAAACCAACAAAAAAACAGCUAAUAUAUUGUGUUUGGGCUAGUUUGCUUUUGUUUUUAAUUGUUCCUUUUUUGGAGAAUGAAAUACAUUUGUGUAUAUUUUCAUAUAAGAAGUAUGCACUGAGAUGUUUCCAAACUGAUAUAUUCCUUUCUAAACGUGUGGUUACUUA
Molecule: messenger RNA, 6147 nt
Organism: Passer montanus (Eurasian tree sparrow)
Lineage: Eukaryota; Metazoa; Chordata; Aves; Passeriformes; Passeridae
Gene: MEF2D
Product: myocyte enhancer factor 2D
Exons: 15
Coding region: 631-2277 (548 amino acids)
Biological process (GO): positive regulation of transcription by RNA polymerase II; cell differentiation
Molecular function (GO): DNA-binding transcription factor activity, RNA polymerase II-specific; histone deacetylase binding; RNA polymerase II cis-regulatory region sequence-specific DNA binding
Source: RefSeq, a predicted model, not a curated record